Dimorphilus gyrociliatus is the source of this 1496-nucleotide messenger RNA. The record is from the annotation of a GenBank genome assembly. Lineage: Eukaryota; Metazoa; Annelida; Polychaeta; Dinophilidae.
AUUAUAUUCAUUGAGACCUUCCGAUUGAUAGAGCUUUUCAUCAAAACUCUCUUUAGUCUCUUUUGUAGAAUAAGGGGAUGGCUAUAAAUUGUCACAGAAUUGUUCACUUGGAUUUGAAAGGUGCUCCUCCAAAGAUUUCUUAUAUAGUUCAGAUUUUACCUCUACUAAAAGAAUGGGGUUGUACCGGUUUACUAAUGGAAUACGAGGAUACAUUUCCCUAUUUUGAUAAUUUGAAGUUUUUAUCAAAUAGUGAGGCAUAUACAAAAGAAAAUGUUGAACAAAUCUUAGCAGAAGCUAAAAAAUUGCAUUUAGAAGUGAUACCCCUUAUUCAAACUUUUGGACAUUUAGAGUUUGCUUUGAAGCACGACAAUCUGAAAUGUUUAAGAGAGGUACCAAACUAUCCUAUGUCACUAUGCCCUUCAAACUCAGAGAGUUGCGAAUUUUUAUAUGAAAUUAUCAAUCAAAUCCUUUCCUUACAUCCAAAUGCUAAAUGGUUGCAUAUCGGAGCCGACGAGGUUUCCAAUAUUGGCUAUUGUGGCAAAUGUCGAAAGCGACGUAUUCCGAAGGAAGAAUUGUUUUUGGGUCAUGUUGAAAAUAUCGCUAAAUUCGUUAAAAAAAAAAAUAUUCAGCCAAUAAUUUGGGAUGAUAUACUUAGAAAUGUUCCACAAGAAACAUUACUAACUUUUAACUUGAGUAAGAUGGUUGAUAUUAUGGUUUGGGAUUAUAGAAAAGAGUUGAAAUUUCCAGAUGAAAUGUGGGAAAAAUAUUCCAAAGCGUUUGAAAAUUUGUGGAUAGCGACAGCUUUUAAAGGUGCUACUGGACCUUGUAAAUAUGCUACAGAUAUAAAAUAUCAUAUUGCUAAUCAUAGAGCAUGGUUAAAAUUACUACCGAUGCUGAAAGAAAAGUUUAAAAAUGUCCAGGGCGUAGUAACUACUGGCUGGAGCAGAUAUGAUCAUUAUGCUAUUUUAUGUGAACUUCUUCCAGUCGGCUUUCCAUCUUUAGCAAUAUCGUUGAAUUUAUUAAAUACUGGAUCAUUCUCCGAAAAUCUUCAUACAAAGGUAUCGAAUGAUUUGAAAUUUAAAAGUACUCUACCGCUCGUGCCUUUCACCCUGAAAGAUUUGGAUGUAGAGUGCAGCUUUCCCGGAAGCAAUAUUUAUCGUGGUACACUAAAGUAUUUAAAGCUUAGAGAGGAGAUAAAAAAGCUUGAAAAACAUGAAAGGAUUCGCGGUUGGAUGAGUACUUAUCACAUUAAAAGAAAAUUUGCAAAUCCCGCUCAUCUCUCUUCCUUUCUGCCAAAUGUAAAGUAUACUCUAAAUGAGGUGGAGAAUUUUCGCUGCGAAAUGCAAAAUCAUCUGAUCGAAGUUUUCGGAAAUGAGACAGUUUCUGAAUUUUUAGAGACUUUAUUGGAUGACAAAAUAAUGUUUUUAAAACGAUUAGUCAAUGAUUGUGAAAGCUUAAUGCAAAUUGGUGCUGGAUUGAAAUCUAACAGCGAAUAA